Messenger RNA from Thelazia callipaeda (thelaziosis nematode), 945 nucleotides. The record is from the annotation of a GenBank genome assembly. NCBI's taxonomy places the organism in Eukaryota, Metazoa, Nematoda, Chromadorea, Rhabditida, Thelaziidae.
AUGAAUGAAAACAAUGCAAAGGUUGGGAAAAGCUAUGUGAAGGGUGUAAAAGAACAUACUCCCAGUGUACCGGAACCCAGUAUCAGCAGAAUGAUCACGCUUGAAACAAUCGUUUGUGAAAUUGAAACCCCACGAGCCACGUGGCCAGGAGAAGUGCUGAAAGCGGUAGAACGGACUUUGGAAGGUGAAAGACUGGGAGGUAAAGACUUAAAAGAGACCAAGAAGUGUAUGAGGGAGAUGAAUCUCAUUCUCGCUCUCAAGCGUGACUGCCAUGAAGCAUUAAGUAUAUUGACAGCCCAUGUGAGAGUUUACGAAAGGUACGAUGUGGAACUCCAGAUGGCGAAGUAUGAUGAUAUCCAACACAACAAAUAUCUGGAAGAUUUCGUUCCAGGUGAUGAGGUGCAUCAUACUUUUACCUCUGAAGCCCAAUUUAGGAAGAUAGUCUCCUAUUUGCCCAAUUGGAAAGCGGCAGGGCGUGAUGGAAUUUAUAACUUCUUUAUUAAGUACUACCGACCUGAUUCCAAAAGGUAUCUCAAGAGAAGGCAGCAACUUCAGGCCAAUAAUUGGAAAGUCGAACCUUUACAAGUUAACAACGAAAUGUGUGGCACGCGUCAUGCUGUUAGAUGUUGCCAUGAGGAAGCUGCUUGCAGACAAUCGAUUAGGAACUGUUACCUAGGUUCAAGUUACGAAUAUCUGAUUAAGUACAUUGAAAAGCUUAACAUGCCAUCGUGGAUCAGCAGGACCAAAAUAAUUCCGUAUGUGAUGACUUGGGAUGGGAUUGUGAUGAACUUCCACAAACGCUAUGAGAAGGAGAUCAGUAUAUCUGAUCACGUCGAGGCAUACAUGCAAUCGAUAGUUCUCAAGAAGACGCUCGAAAGCAUCUCCUUCAACAGUCGGUCGACAUGGAUUCCACGAGGACAAAGUAAGAACGAUGAGCGCAACUAA